This is a messenger RNA of Menidia menidia (Atlantic silverside), 2358 nucleotides long. The record is from the annotation of a GenBank genome assembly. Lineage: Eukaryota; Metazoa; Chordata; Actinopteri; Atheriniformes; Atherinopsidae.
AUGAGUCAGGAAGAUAUUUUGGCUCAGCUGAAGAAGGAUGUUCGCUCCUUGCUCGUUUCUUCCAAAACGGGGUUGCAUCCUGAUCAGCUCAGGCAUGACUACAUCAACAUACUGGGGCAACCAAUGCCCCUCAAACUGUUGGGCUUCAAGCACAUCAUGGACAUGGCCAAGGAGAUGCCUGAUGUAGUGGCUGUUAACUACCAGGUGGAUGGCAGCCCUUGCUUAAAAGCUGUGAGUGACGAGUCCACUCGACACAUCGAGGAGCUGGUCGCCAAGCAGCGUCUAUCCAAGACUGACAAGAAAGUGAAGAGGGGAAGCUUCAGCCAUUUCUCCCCGCGGUACCGUCGUGGGUUCUCCCCUGUUGUCCUUCCUAGAAGAGGCUGUGCUCCUCCAGCCCUCCCUGCCACUCUGAGGGCACAGCUUCGCUUCCUGCUUUCGCAAGUCGGAGUUAGGUUGUCUGACCUUGAGUCCAGUUAUGUGCGCUGCUUUGGUCAACCUCUGCGUGUCCACAACUAUGGCUUCUACUCCAUUGGAGAGAUGCUGGAGGCAGCAGCGGACAUGGUCGUUAUCCAGCAAGGCAGAUUCGGCUCAGUUCUGAGCCUCAGGGAACAUAUGAUACCGAGGUCAGUCCAGAGAUCACCGCUGAGAUCCGGACUCAUAAAGCCAUACACGCCAGCCUCCACAGACAUGCCAAUUAAAGUAUCAACAAAACCUCCAGCUGAAUUUCAGGUGAAGCAGACUCCUCAAAAACAAUGGCAGACCAAAUUGGAACCGGUCAACAAAGAGUCAUGUGUCAGCAACAAGCCAGCGAUUGUAGCGAAAAACAGGGACACCAAACCAGUGCCCUGCCAAAAUGGCCAGGCCUUUCAGAAACAAUUGAUGAAGAGUUACUUACUCCUCCCGUUUCUAUGUGAGCUGGAGGAGGACCUUCGUCAGCGUAUCCUGGAGAAUGGAGUUGCUGGCACCGUUAGUCAGGAGCUGAAGGACAAGCUACGGAAGAGUGGCUUUGUUAGUGUCACUGAGCUCAUUGAUGCCCUGAGUGACACUUUCCACUUGAAACCAGCAGAGGACAACAAUGGAAACCAUUGGAUAAUUCUAGACAUACAGGAUGCUGACGACACACAAUCAGCUUCAAAUGAAACUCGACGUUGUAGCGAUGAAUUAAAGUCAUCAGGGAAGAGCCAGUACUUCUGUACUGGUGAUUCUCCUUGGGAAAGAAACCUCGAAGGAGAUGAUGACAAUUUCAAAGAAGAUGUUAAAAAUGAAGAUUUAGACCCCAGCAUCAUUUCCAAGCCCAACGAAACGAUGCCGGCGGUGUACCCUGCCAUUCAGGUGCAGUGCACCUCCGUCAUACCACUGGACGCCUUGCUGAAUCAGCGAAUCAAACCGCCAACGCGCCACAGUGCUAGAGAGGUGGCGGCGGUCUUAGUGGAGCAGGUGGAGUCGCCCGGACACUUCUACAUCCGCUUCAGUGAGAACGCGGAGGCCCGUGCCAUGGAGGACAUGAUGUUCGAGAUGAGACGAUGCUACACCUCCACUGAGGUGUCAGAGAGAUACCGCCUUCCGGCGCAAUAUAUCCGACAGGGUCAGGUGUGCUGCGUGUCACCCAGAGCCAUGUGGUUCUACCGGGUGGUGAUCCACCAGGUUAUCAGCCCCGCUCUGGUCGAGGGCAACUGGAGCGCUGAGGCCACAGCUUCUUUUAAAAGCCUGUGCUCUGAUCGCACCCUAGUGGGUGCUCUGGAUUCCUACACUGGAGACAUGCUGCAGCUCUUCCUGUGUGACACCAACACUGACGACGACUUCUAUAUCCACACGGUCCUGCAGAGCCAAGGCCACGGCACGGCUUGCAGCCCUUUGGCCUCGGCUGCUGUUGAAGAGGACAAAGUACCUGCCCUGGAGUUAAUUAAGGAGAAUGACGAUGUCCCCAGCAUCCAGGGAAUGGAAGCAAACCAAUCAAGAGCCCUGCCAAAUGAUCAGACUCUCAGCUUUAGUGAAGAGGAACUGACUUUGGCACGUGAAACACCUCCCGCCAGUCCAAGUACAAUCUCUACUCUGUAUGCUCCUCAAGCUCUCAUCAACCCGAGGACGUCCCCUCUCGACUGUAAAACUGAAGCUAAAUCACAGUUCACCGCUCAUACGCCAACCACACCCAGCCCCAUUUCCACCAGCACCCCCACAUCAGCUGAUCCUCCUCCUUUCCUGGGGACACUGAGCCUCCACACUCCUGACCUGGGUCAAAUGCAGGAAUCCCCUCAAGACUACACUAUACUGCUGAUCAUUCCAAUCGUUGCCAUAGAGAUGCAGCUCAUCUCCACACUGAGCAACUGGAGACAAGCAAAGCUUAAGUCUGGCUGCUAA